AUGUUGGAAGUGAUCACACAUCUGACAAGGGCCGGUUAUGUCACAGAACAAAUGCAACCUGAGAGUUUGGUUAUUCAAGAAUAUCAAAAUAAAUGUAGAAUUCAAAAUCGUGAAACGUAUUCCAGUGAUGUUUGGCCUAUUAGUAAUGUUGCAGAUGUCAAAGAACAUCGUACCUUAGAAGGACGAUUAACAAUUGCGCGUGAAAUAGUUAGAGCUACCGAUUUGAAGAUUCUUGUGUUAUGGCAGGCCAAGGGAUAA
Molecule: messenger RNA, 258 nt
Organism: Entrophospora candida
Lineage: Eukaryota; Fungi; Glomeromycota; Glomeromycetes; Entrophosporales; Entrophosporaceae
Source: the annotation of a GenBank genome assembly